Cornus florida is the source of this 1847-nucleotide messenger RNA. RefSeq names its product putative F-box/FBD/LRR-repeat protein At4g03220. Bases 285 to 1706 code for a protein of 473 amino acids. Gene Ontology annotation, molecular function: protein binding. Lineage: Eukaryota; Viridiplantae; Streptophyta; Magnoliopsida; Cornales; Cornaceae. The record is from RefSeq and is a predicted model, not a curated record. The transcript is spliced from 3 exons.
CUCAUAACCCAUUAGGCCUACAUAAAGAACAAGCCCAUUCCCAACAAGAGCCCAGGUUGAUUCAACCCAGUCUAAUUCCAUUCCCAAAAUCUUCUCCGUUUGUCAGUUGCAGUGGUCUCUACAGAGCUCGUGGGCAUCAUCAACCUUGGUCGAUUGUGGUUAGGUUUCGCGUGCAUUCGCUUGCUAAGAACUUUUAUCCAGCAAUUCUUCUGGCAGAGUAUUUUUUUGUUGAUUUAUAUAUAAAAUAUUAGGGUUAGGGUUUAGUCUUUGCUUGAAGUCCAAGAAUGAGUACCUCAUUGAAAAAGAGUCGUCGAGGUGAUGGAGAGAGUUUUGAUAGAUUCAGCAACAUUCCCGACUGUAUUGUUCAUAAAAUUCUCUCCCUCCUUCCCACCAAAGACAUCGCUCGAACCAGUCUCGUCUCCAAACGAUUCAGAGAGCUAUGUCUCUAUGUCCCAGAUCUGUUUCUUGAUUUUGCUUCACACAUUCUGAAAAAUUUGGGCAAUUGGACCGAAAGGUUUCUGACUCUGCGUAAUGGCGCGAAAUUGCGGCGAUUUGUUCUGAACUCGUCCAAUCUACUUGCUCGGUCUCCGAGAUUGGAUGCUCUUCGUGUAAGCAAAUGGAUUCACAAUGCUACAGUGAUUUGUAACGCUGAGGAGCUUGAUGUAUCCCUUGAAAUGUCCGAAGAUGAAUGCAUUUCUCUACCACUAUCCAUCUUCGUAAGAACAAUCAAUUUCCGUCUUGGAAAGGGCAUUCUCAAACUGCCCUCCUCUAUAUCUACCAGCAGUUUCAGUUCCCUCCAGGUUUUGGAGAUAAGAAGCUUAUCUCCUCCUCAGAACUUAGAAGAGGAUUGGGUAUCAUCUCUCUUCCCCGUGAUUAAAAAGUUGACUCUGGAAAAUAUAAUGAAUCUAAACAAUCUCAAUAUCACAAGCUCCUCUCUUGAAUGUUUGAGCUUAAUCUUCUGUGGGCUUCUCAGUGUCACUGUAUCUGCAGAGAGACUCCAGACACUUGAUGUGGACAUAUGUUACCAUAGUAGCAUGUCCGUCUUGGACGAUUGGUUGUUUAGAAUUUACGCACCCAGCCUUCAAAAAGUCUAUUGGGGUGAAGAUCUUUUUGUCUUCAAGUCGAGCUCCAUAUGCCUACAAAGUGCCAGCUUUGAUACUUCCAGGCUUGUACAGAGUGCUGACGUGCUUCUUCAAUUUAUAAAACAUGCCAAAUCAGUUGCACUGUUUAACAGCUUUCUUGAGGAGGGGAUGUUUACAGAAGAUUUAAGGCUGCUGGAUAAUGUGCAAAACUUGGAUACAGAAGUUCGUUGUGGGAAGAAUCACGAAAUGACUGCAUUGGCCGGUUUUUUUAGAAGAUUGCCUAAUCUGGAGACCCUGACUAUGAGAUGCGAUGAGUAUUGCUUUUCUGUUUAUAAAGAAUCAAAUGACUUGUUGGCUUUAGAGCCACAUGAUUUUGAUAUAGAGUACUGGGAGUCUCAGGAGAUUGCAUUUAUUCAUCAUUUGAAGGAAGCAAAUAUUGAGAUUCAUCAUUGGGGAUUUGAAGUUGGACUGAUAAAGUAUUUGAUCAAGCACGCGACAGCACUAGAGAGGAUGACUGUCACUUUCUCAAGAUAUGUUGAUAUUAGUAGAUCGCCGAUUCGCAAAAAAUUGUCAGAAUUCCAUGAGACUUUUUCUCGCGCAACAUUAGAUUUUGUGUUGAAAUGAAGCUGUUAGAAAAUUACUUUUAUGUCUUUAAUACUUAUAUUUUCAUAAAGUUAGAACUUCAAUGUCUUAAUGAGAACUUAACUUUACACUUUGUAUUCAGAAGAAUGAUGCUCAACUAAAUUGCACUUAUGUUAUUGACAA